This is a messenger RNA of Salvelinus namaycush (lake trout), 3660 nucleotides long. It is a transcript of the gene gpr158a, whose product is annotated as G protein-coupled receptor 158a. The coding region runs from base 1 to 3660 and encodes 1219 amino acids. Gene Ontology annotation, molecular function: G protein-coupled receptor activity. Gene Ontology annotation, biological process: G protein-coupled receptor signaling pathway. The record is from RefSeq and is a predicted model, not a curated record. Gene Ontology annotation, cellular component: membrane. The transcript is spliced from 13 exons. NCBI's taxonomy places the organism in Eukaryota, Metazoa, Chordata, Actinopteri, Salmoniformes, Salmonidae.
AUGAGCUGGACAGGAGAGGGAGCCAAAGUGAAGGCUGGCGCGACAGAGCGCUCUGUCUUGCCGCAGACUAUUGAGGAGCAUCUUCCUCGGGUCGUUACGGCGUUUUUACACACAGGGGAUUCUACUACCUUAAAACAUGCCAACUGCUCACGGAGAUACGAGCUCAGUGCUCUGCGAGGAAGGUCUCAUACGGCCCCGCAUUAUACCAUGCACAGCGUGCUGGACACUGUGAUGCACGCUACUAACUUCCUAAACAUGAUACUGCAAGCCAACAGGUCAAGGGAGCAGAGUCUCCGACGAGACAUUGAGUGGUACCACGCGCUGGUCAGGAGUAUAUUGGAGGGGGACUCCAAGAUCCACAGGGCCGUGGUCAUAUUCAACACUGAGUCGUCUGCCCAAGGCCCCUCUGUCUUUCUCCAAGCUACGAGAGCAGGAGGCGAGAUAGUUCUCCAGGAUCUCUCCAGCACGGCCCACCAUCAGCUCAAAAACAGAACGGCCGAGACAGAGUGGUACCACGACAUCAAAGACAAGAAGAAGCCCCACUUCCACAAAAGGGUGUUGAGCCAAGACAUUACAUCAGUUGACGCUUCUCUGAAAAGAGGAGAGAGUUUCAUACCUGACAAAUCCCAUAUCAAAUGGUCAGCACCAUACCUGGAGUGUGAACACGGGAAUUUCAUCCCGCGGUGGCUUUUGACCCUAUCAGCUGGUUUCUAUGGCCUCAAACGCAACCUGGCUCCAGAGUUCAGGGGUGUGGUUCGAGUGGAUGUCAAUCUGCAGGAUGUUGACAUCGACCAGUGCUCUGCGGAUGGCUGGUUUGCUGGGACCCAUCGAUGCAACCUGACUACUAUGGAGUGCAUGUCUAUCCGAGGCCAUGGGUUUGUGCUCGACAAAUACAAAUGCCAGUGCAAGAGAGGCUUCUACCACCCCAACAGAGUGGCGGUCAAUGGCUUCAAAAGUUGGGGCAGAAAGGGAAAAGCAUCAGACGGGAGUCCUAACCUGGCCGAGGGGUCGUCCAGCGACUGCCUGCCCUGUCAGGAGGGCUGUGCCUACUGCAAGGAUGACACGCCCUGUGUUGCUCGAAGCGACAGCGCCCUGCGCAUGGCCGUGCUCUCCUUCCAGGUCCUGUGUAUGCUGGUGGACUUUGUCAGCAUGGUGAUCAUCUACCACUUCCGCAGGAACAAGAGUAUCAGAGCCUCUGGGGUAGUUCUAUUGGAGGCCAUCCUGACUGGAGCACUGCUUCUCUACUUUCCGGUGGUCAUUCUGUAUUUCCAGCCGAGUGUAUUCCGCUGUAUCUUGUUGAGAUGGGUUCGCCUGUUGGGAUUCACCACAGUCUAUGGGACAGUGACCCUAAAGCUCUACAGGGUCCUGAAGGUGUUCCUGUCGCGAACGGCCCAGCGGAUCCCCUACAUGACCAGUUGGCGGGUGCUGCGUCUCCUGGCCAUUAUCCUGCUCAUCGUCUGCUGGUUCCUGGUGGCCUGGACCUCGGCCGUCUGCCAGAACCUGGACAGGAACCUGGCCCUCAUCGAGGUGGGCUACACCCCUGACCCGGAUGGGCUCCAGUUCAGCAUGUGCCUGCUAGAUCGCUGGGACUACAUGAUGGCCGUCGCGGAGUUCCUGUUCCUGCUGUGGGGAGUGUAUCUGUGUUACACUGUGAGGACGGUGCCGUCGGCCUUCCAUGAGCCCCGUUACAUGGCCAUCGCCCUCCACAACGAGCUCGUCCUGUCUGCCAUCUUCCACGUUAUUAGGUUUACUCUUGCACCUGAGCUCCACCCAGACUGGAUGCUGCUACUAUGGUUUGCUCACACCCACCUGACUGUAACUGUCACUCUGGGGCUAAUGAUUGUCCCCAAGUUUCUGUUUCAUGGUACUCACAUGAGAGAUGAUAUUGCCUCUGAGGCCUAUGAGGAUGAAUUGGACAUGGGUCGCUCUGGAUCUUACCUCAACAGCAGCAUAACAUCCGCCUGGAGCGAACACAGUCUGGAUCCGGAGGACAUCCGGGAGGAGCUGAAGAAACUGUACUCCCAGUUGGAGAUCUACAAGAGGAAGAAGAUGUUGGCCAACAACCCUCACCUACAGAAGAAGCGCAGCUCCAAGAAGGGACUGGGUCGUUCCUUGAUGAGACGCAUUACGGAGAUCCCAGAGACGGUACACCGGCAGUGCAGCCGUGAAGACAAGGAAGGGGGCGAUCAUGGGAGCAAUCGCAACAGCAUCUGCGUCUUGAGGAAGAACACCUUCGACCCCUCUCAUCCGGGGAAGCCUGCCAAAGAGGAGUCCCUGAAGAGCAAGGUCUUCACCCUGAAGAAGUCGCACAGUAGCUACGACCAUGUCCGCGACCAGAGCGAGGACUCCAGCAGCUCUGCUACUGACAAGAUGGAGGUUAUGACCACUGAGGGAUCCCUUAUAGACACCCUGAUAGGCAAAAAGCUGGUUAAGAAGAAGUCCAAUGAGAAGAUAGAUGCUGUGAGUGAAUUGACUGAGAACGUUCCCUUGGUCUGCAAGUCGGCCAGUGCUCAUAACCUGACACAAGACAAGAAGCCCAUCCACCCAAGAACGUCCAUGCUACAGAAGUCACUGAGCGUCAUCGCCAGCGCCAAAGAGAAGACCUUGGGCUUGACAGGAGGGAAGACACAAACUGUUGAAGACAGCAGCAAGAAGGUCCAACAGAACGCUAAAGAAACCAAGGGAAGUCCAGAUUCAGAAGACGAUUGCUAUCCUCACAUGAUCGGUAGUCAGUCCGUGGAGUACAAGCAGACUGCAGCGAAAACUGGGAUCAUGAAGCAGCAGGUGAGUGGCAGCCAGCCAUCCAUCUGCUCCGACCCAUCGAAGGCCAAGGAAAUACAAGACCUCACAGAGGUGUGUCCUUGGGAAGUAGAGGACCUGCCAACACCUUCUGAGAACAAGGUCCAGAAGCAUGUCUCCAUAGCACCCGAGGAAACCACCACAGUCCAUGGAAAUGGAACCAAGGGGGUCAAGCCCCAACAGCAAAAGCAGAAAGGUAGUGACCAGUCCUCCACAAGCUCCCGGCAUUCUAAAGACAUCCAGCGAGCAGACAUAUGCCCCUGGGAGGAUGGAGGUGAGAGCAAAGCCCCAGUGGAGGGAUCCAAGCCGCAAUUCUCCAGUCAGGUUCCUCAACCUGCUAAGAAUAUCCAGUCUAACCAGCCUCCACCUGCAGCAGAGAGCUCUAAAAAGAAGGUUGACGUAUGCCCUUGGGUCUUUGAAGAGGAGCCUGCCAGGAUGGCUGAGGUAGCUUGUUCACCUGACAAGACUAGGCACAACAAGUGCACUACUCUAGUGGAGAGCAAAGGGAAAGGUGCUCUGUCAGAACCACCCUGCAAAUCACCAGGCAGCUCUCUCCUCCAGCCGGUUGCAAAGGUUGACGUCUGUCCCUGGGAUUAUGACACCCCAGCGAUAUCUCCCAAUUCUGAGAAAACUCCUAGUCCUACUACAGUUUCCAAAACAAAGGAAUUCCCCUCCAAAAAGAAGGGCACACCUUUCGCAAGAACUUUUGAGAAGGAGAAAGAGAAGGCAAAAUACACUGACGAUGACAACUUUAGAGCGAAAGCCAAGGACAAAAGUAAAUCCACAGAGAAACAUAUGAGCCAAUCCAAAAUGACGGAGGUGUGCCCUUGGGACGUGGAGAAGAAUUAUAUCUACCAUUGA